This is a messenger RNA of Micromonas pusilla CCMP1545, 291 nucleotides long. RefSeq lists its product as uncharacterized. The record is from RefSeq and is a predicted model, not a curated record. The coding region runs from base 1 to 291 and encodes 96 amino acids. NCBI's taxonomy places the organism in Eukaryota, Viridiplantae, Chlorophyta, Mamiellophyceae, Mamiellales, Mamiellaceae. The transcript has a single exon.
AUGAGCUUAUGGACGACGGUGACCCCCGAAGUGCCACCAUCCAUUGCGAGGACCACGGCGUGCCCGUGGGUACGUGUGCACGACCUGGGUACACGUACGUACAGUGUAGGUACAGUAUGUACACGUACACGUACUUUCGAAAGUACUUUCGUACUUUCGAAAGUACUUUCGUACGAAAGUACACGUACAACUAUCUGUCAUACUUUCGUACUUUCGAAAGUUGUACCUUCAUUCAUAUUUUCGUACUUUCGUACGAAAGUACACGUACUACGAAAGUAUUUUCGAAAAUAG